AUGAAAAUCCCCCGGGGGGUUGUGCGCCCAUUCAACACGUACAACAUCCCGUCCAUUAUCAACAACAGUAAAGUGCACAGCACGUAUAGAGAAAACCGCAAACGAAAUGAAGACGACUUGAUGAAGAUUUACAACAAAGAGUUGGUGGCAUUCCCAUAUGAAGAGGAAAGAUUUAAUAAGCUGCUAAAUAUUCAUGGGCCGGUGAAAAAAAAAAAUGUUGCCGACUUUUUCUUCAACCCAGAAAUGUACAUCAAUGUGAAGAAUGACAGGGUAGGGAGUGUCACCCCUUCCCAUUUCGCCAUUGAAAAUGUGGAUAAGUGCUUCCUCUUCGAGAAGGAACACUUGGACGGGUUUUUCCCAGAGGGACUUGCAGGGGAGUUGCCCAAGGAUAUCUUGAUGCACGGUGGGGGGGGCACCGAUCGGGAGAGUGGCACCCAAACCAAAGGAAAGGAGGCCUCCCCCGAUGGAGACCACCAACAUGAUAACCUCGACGUGUUUCUACGCGAACUGGAAAGGAACCAAAUAGCACCUGAUCACCGAUUGAUAAAGAAGGCGCAACAGUUGAAGGGCGUAGGACUGCUAUUCAGAAAAUUGGCGUACGAAAUUGUAGACGAGUUGAAGCACUUUGAAGAGAAUUACAAACUGCGCAAGCGGAGAGAUUCCCACAAGCUGGACAGCUACUUUGCGCAAAGGGGUGAGUGCGCGAGUUACUACGAUGGGGGGGAUGCGAGUGGGGACUCCGCUGAAGAAGCGCGCAGCAUGAAAGGCAACCCCAAUGGCGGUUACAGCAGCGGCUACCAUAGCGGCCACCAGCGGAUGUCCUACAAAAGCAGGAGCUUCCUAAUAGACGGGAAGCGGGGAACAGGAAAGAGCUGCAUCCUGAACAGCGUGGUCCUCUGGGCCAAGCUAAACCAGUGGCUUGUUAUCUUCGUCCCAGAUGUAAAAAAAUACAAAUUUGACAUUAACACCAUUGUGAGAAGCAAUACGAACUUGUAUAUUCAGCCUGAACUGAGCAGGCAAUUUCUUGAAGACUUAGUAAAAACAAAUGAAUCAUUUUUAAAAAAGUUAAAAGUGGAUAAAGGGAUACUCGAAAGCACCUGCCUAGAUGGAACACAUCUAUUGUAUAACAAAAAAAUUUAUGAUGACAUUAUCAAAAAAACGAUCGAUGCGGAAGUAGCAAAUGAUGAGCAAAAUUAUAAUGCCUUAAGUGAAAGGGAAAAAAAUUUGUACAUGCAAAAAUUGUACAAAUUUUACUAUGACAAUGUAAAAAUUCCAAAUCUUUUAGAUAAAUUUUCUACACCCCCUAAUUUGUUAGAAUUAGCACACAUUGGCAUAAAUAAUGCAUCAUAUGCCAACCUCUGCAUCUACGCAUUGUUCGAGCAUUUGAAGAAACAAACCGAAUUCCCCCUUCUCAUAGCUGUCGAUCAGUUCAAUUUCAACCUCAGUGUUUCAGAAUAUUUAUCCAUAAAUUUUGAAAAUACAAAAUAUAAUGGGUACAUUCCUACGUACUAUUUUACUAUUCCUAAGCUGCUUCUCAAAUGGGACGCCAAUAAAUAUAAAAGGUGCGUUAAAAUCGUUUCCACCUGUUGGGAUAGAGAAAAUAGGAGAAAUUUCAGGCCAGAACUGCUCGGCAUACACAAAAGGGAUGUUAAAACUGCUCGUAAUUUCACCCUCCGCGAGUUUAAGAAUUACGUUGCCCAUCUGUACAACCAGGACGUCAUAUACAAUUUCGAUGUGAACAAGUUGGAAUACUUCUACAUGCUGACUGGAGGAAAUGGCUUUCAGGCAAGGAAGCUCUUAACCACGCUGUACUGA
Molecule: messenger RNA, 1815 nt
Organism: Plasmodium vivax (malaria parasite P. vivax)
Lineage: Eukaryota; Apicomplexa; Aconoidasida; Haemosporida; Plasmodiidae
Exons: 2
Coding region: 1-1815 (604 amino acids)
Cellular component (GO): mitochondrial small ribosomal subunit
Molecular function (GO): structural constituent of ribosome
Source: RefSeq, a predicted model, not a curated record